AUGAUCAAAGAAGAAGACGUGCGUGAAUCUGUUGAUGAGAUUGACUAUUCUUUGAAUGAACAUUUCAUUGUGAAGAAUGAUGAAAAGAAUCAAAAAAUCUACGUCCCAAAGCCAAUUAUCGAAUCGGAAUCUGUUUUUUCUAUUGAUUUUCAUCCUAAAUUGGAUUUAUUAGCUGUUGCUUUAGUGACAGGUGAAACUAAAAUAUAUAAAUACUCUAUUGAAAUUGAAAAUACUUGUGUAGCCACAUUUAAUCAUCACAAUGAAGCUUGUCGUAAAAUCUUCUUCUCCGAUGAUGGUAAAACAAUGCUUUCAUGUGGUUCCGAUCGUCGUUUCAAUGUUGUGGAUGUUAAAAAGGCAUCAGUUAAAUUUUCAAUUAAGGAUGCUCACAAAUCACCAAUUAAUUCACUCAUCGUUAUUGAUGAUGAUAGAGUUGCAACAGGAGAUGAUGAAGGAGUUGUUAGAAUUUGGGACGUUCGUCAAAAGAAAGCCAUUCAAUCAUAUAAGGAACAUGGAGAUUAUAUUAGUUGCUUUGCUUUUGCUCCAGAAUCUGGAAUGUUAUAUUCUGCUGGAGCUGAUGGAUGUAUUAGUGUUGUGGAUAUGAAAAAAUCAAAGCCAACUGGUGUUGGUGUGACUGAAGGAGUGAAUGAUGACCUUGUUGGAAUUGCUACCAUGUCAAAUGGUGAUUUUAUUUAUGCUGCUGGAUCAUCAGGAACUAUUUAUGAAUUCCAAUCACACAAAUUAUAUCAACCAAAUAGAUGUAUUUCGACAUUGACCAGUAAUAUUUCAGUAAUGAAACUAGUUAAGGAAGGUUAUUUGACCUAUGCAUCAGAUGAUGGUGUCAUAUUUGGACUUAACACUAAGAAUACUAAACGUCAACAUAGAUUAACAGAUCAAACUAAUGAACCAAUUUUCGAUUUGAGUAUUUCAAGAGAUGCCAAAUAUUUAGCAAGUUGCUCUUUGGAAAAUAUCAGAUUUUACAAUGCCAUUGGUUUGUUUGAUUUGAAUUUGGUUGAUGUGGUCGAUGUUAAGGAAAAGGAAAAAGAUGUCAAGAAAUUAAAGAAACAAGAAAAGAAAAUUGAAGAAAAGCUUUUAAAUCCUGAAGCCAAGACUGUUUUGGAAGAAGCAGAAUCUAAUAAGAAGAAGAGAAAGAAGGCAGGUGGUGUUCAAAGCUCAACCAAAAAGACCAAAGUUAUGAAUCAAGCUCGUAAACAAUUCUUGCAUGAUUUAUUAGUGGAUUAUUAA
This is a messenger RNA of Naegleria gruberi, 1242 nucleotides long. RefSeq lists its product as uncharacterized. Gene Ontology annotation, molecular function: protein binding. Bases 1 to 1242 code for a protein of 413 amino acids. The transcript is spliced from 2 exons. The record is from RefSeq and is a predicted model, not a curated record. Lineage: Eukaryota; Heterolobosea; Eutetramitea; Acrasida; Naegleriidae.